AGCCACGAAGCUGCGACUAGGUAUCAUUCAGGAUUUAUUCGUCCAGAGAGAUACUUCCUUAAACAACCAAAAUGAAAUCAAUCAUCUUGGCUCUCGCUUUCAUUGGUGCUGCCUCAGCUUCCUACCUUGCCCCAGCGGGUUAUGCUGCCCCAGCUCUUGCUACCGCAGCACCCUUAGGCUACUCAGCAGCCCCACUUGGCUACUCAGCUCUUGCUGCUGCUCCAGCUUUCGCUACUGCCGCUCCAGCUAUUGCCACCGCCGCUCCAAUCGCCUACUCAACUCCAAUUAUUAAGAGCGCCGCUUAUGCUGCUCCAGCUAUCACUGCCGCGCCAGCCCUCGCCACCGCUGCUCCAAUCGCCUACUCAGCCCCAAUUAUUAAGAGUGCUGCUUAUGCUGCUCCAGCCUUUGCUGCUGCCCCAGCCAUCGCCACCGCUGCUCCAAUCGCCUAUUCAGCUCCACUUAUUAAGAGUGCUGCUUAUGCUGCUCCAGCUAUCACUGCUGCUCCAGCCAUCGCUACCGCUGCUCCAUUAGCCUACUCAGCACCUCUUAUUAAGUCUGCUGCCUACGCUGCUCCUUUGGGCUACUCAGCUUCAGCUGCCAUCGCUGCCCCAGGCUACGGAUACGCUGGUUAUGGUGCUUCCCCAUUCGGUCUCUGGAAGAAGAAGGCUGCUGCUUAAAAUCCUGAUGAGCGAUAUGUGUUCAAAUAAAUAAACCUAUUUAAAUAUAAUUUUCCUACCGUUA
Messenger RNA from Hermetia illucens (black soldier fly), 741 nucleotides. RefSeq names its product cuticle protein 16.5-like. The record is from RefSeq and is a predicted model, not a curated record. The coding region runs from base 72 to 677 and encodes 201 amino acids. Lineage: Eukaryota; Metazoa; Arthropoda; Insecta; Diptera; Stratiomyidae. The transcript has a single exon.